GACCGACCAGCCAGCGCAUCCUGAGAGAUUCUCCCCUGCACUCUGGACAGAGGCUAUACUUCUGAUUUUGCCAUAUAACACAAAGGACAUACUCAUUUUUUGUUUUUUCUUUAGAAGAAGAAAAAAAUCUGUAACAAUGAGAGGACAUUUCUCCAUCGAGUGGAUGGCCCAGAGCAGCCAGCCAGCGGGAUCAGACACUGUCCCGACCCCCGGACCCACAGCCUGCGGGACACAUUCUGAGAGUCUGCCUGGUUUUUACUGCAGACAAAAGUCAGAAAAAGUACCUGAGCAACAGGAAGAGAGCAGGAGUCAGAGCCUGGAUGCAUACAGCCUGAGCACACCCCAGCACCAAACCUCUCACAGUGAUCAAGUGACAGAGGCCAGUUUCAGCAGCGGGACAGAGGAGGAGACCUCCGGGUAUGAGAGUGAAGGGGGUCACUCCCUCUCCCCCUCGGCCCUUCCUGGCUGUGUGUCCACCUCGCCGCCGUCCCCCCCAUCGGGCAGGAAACCUCGCACGGCCUUCACAUCGGAGCAGAUCACCAGCCUGGAGCGGGCCUUCAAGAGGAACGCUUACCUGGGAACACAGGACAAGGCCGAGCUCUGCAAGAAGCUCAACCUGUCUGACAAACAGAUCAGAAACUGGUUUCAGAACAGACGGAUGAAGCUGAAGAGGACUGUGCAGGACGCCCUGGCUCACGCCUGCCAGGCAAACAUCACCUCCCAGUUCAUGCAUUAUCCUGAGCUGCAGUCCUACAGGCCGGGACCCUACCCCAGAUACCACUCUGCAGCAGCAGCAGCAGCACAGGAGGCCCCGGCUGCUGCCCCCUUCGUCCACCCACACAGUCUGCAGUACAGCUCCCGCCUGUCCAGUGUCCCAACGCUGCCCCUGGACUCCUACCAGUACAGCAGCCUCCCGGGGGUCAUGCUCCCCUCUGCCUCGUCUCAACUCAUGGGCUCCUACUCGGCUUAUCCUCAGUACUACUAACACUGGCAGUCCAAUGAAGAUGACGACGAGCAACUGCUGUAAUCGUAACUGAUAUUUUGUCAAACAAAAUAAGAUUGUAUUGGUUUUACUUUUUGAAAAAAAUGUUCUCAUCUUAUCCUAAUAGGAUCGACACUAACAGAAAUGAAUGGUUUAUGAGAAACAGAUCCCAAACAUGGCUGUGAAGCUUAAAUCUUAAUCGGGAAUCAAACAGGGUAGUGUGCAAUAAUGGGAUUUAUGUGUGUACCUCUGCUUGUAUAGUUUGCAUAUAUUUAAAUUUUAAUCUAUGAAGUGAUUGUUGUUCUUAUGUCACUGUGAAAUGACACUGCUUAAAUAAAAGAGUUAUUCA
Molecule: messenger RNA, 1331 nt
Organism: Paralichthys olivaceus (Japanese flounder)
Lineage: Eukaryota; Metazoa; Chordata; Actinopteri; Pleuronectiformes; Paralichthyidae
Gene: ved
Product: ventrally expressed dharma/bozozok antagonist
Molecular function (GO): DNA binding
Source: RefSeq, a predicted model, not a curated record